Messenger RNA from Cavenderia fasciculata, 2487 nucleotides. RefSeq lists its product as uncharacterized. Lineage: Eukaryota; Evosea; Eumycetozoa; Acytosteliales; Cavenderiaceae. The coding region runs from base 1 to 2487 and encodes 828 amino acids. The transcript is spliced from 5 exons. The record is from RefSeq and is a predicted model, not a curated record.
AUGGUAUUCUCGAGAAGCUAUCAUCCCCACUUGCCAGACCUCUUUGCUUCAGACUUCGAUCAAAUGGCAAUACUAGAAUAUCAACUCAAGAGGCUACAUCGAUGGAAUAUAUACGAUAAAGAUAAUAUUCAUCAUGUAACAGGAUUGAUUCAAUUACUUUUGAUCAAAUCGCCUAAUGGUACUGAUAAUGACAAGUGUCUGUUUCCUCAACUAUCAUAUGAAACAAAGAAACAUAUGCAUGAACUCUUACUCAAUCAUUUCAAACAAUUAAGGAGGUUUAAUAAUCACGAAAUGGAAUUAAUUCAAUUAAUGCUAUCUAAUCACUAUAAUAAUGAUAAAGAUAUUUAUUUAUUUAUCAUUCAAACAUUUAAUUGGUUCAAUGUUUGGUUGAGCAAAAAAGUUAAGUAUCGGAACAAAGACCAAUAUGGAUCAUUGAGUCUAAUAAUGAUACAUGGUAUUAUUAGAAUGAAUAACUAUGACGCACAUAUUAGAGACAAAUAUUUGGAUGUUAUAUACGACACUUUGGAUACUAUAUUUCGCGUCUACGGGGAUGGAGAAAUAUUCUCAAGUAUAAUUCAUGGUCCUAUUUAUAUGUUUUUAUUGGUGCUCAAAGAGUAUAGUUUUCAAGAUCAAAGAGGUAGAGAAUUAAAAAGGAGGAUUUCAAACAUUGUAUUUAAUGACCUUUCAAAACGCCUCUUUUCCUUUGAUGAAUGGGAUAGUCAGAUUGGUUGUGACUUUUUCAAGGAUUAUAUUACAAUAGUAUUCUUGGAUGCUCAUAAUGACCAAUAUUUCAUACCACCAGAGCAAUCCAAUGACUAUAUGGAUGUGGAAGACUGGAAAAAGGAUAAUCGCACCAGGGUUGAAGAAAGAGAAUUACUCUGCAAACAAAUUCGAUCAUUUUCAACAGACUAUCAUCCAAUAGUAUUAUCUAUUCUAUUUGAACAUUUCAAGAAAUGUCUAACACAAACAUCAUGGAAGGAUAAAUUAAUCGUUCUCAAAUUAUUAAAUAUGUUUGAUUACAAUAAUAUGGAUUAUAAAAAAGGAAAGGAAUGUAAAUGGAAAACAUAUUUUAGUUUUGAUUUUCUUAAAACAGUUAUAUCAGAAACAUUAAAAGAGGAUAAUGUACUUGUUCAAUGUGAAUUGGUUGAAUUUAUUCGGCUAUUCUGUUAUAUCCCAUACUAUCGUUGGAUGGUUGUCGAUAGUAUAGAGUUUCGAGAUAUCAUCAAAGAAGCUUUUAUUUACAUCAUCGAUCAGGCUUCAUCACCACAUCCUCGUUUAAUAUACUUUCUCAUCGAGGCUUGUGAUCCUCGGGCUUAUGGUAGACUUGGGCGACAGAUUAAAGAAAUCUUCUACACAGACCCUUUUUGGCAAGAAUGUAUUGUCAACCUCGUUUUAAAGUCGGUUCAAUCAAAUCACAAGAGUUUAAAAGCAUUAUCAACAACAAUCAUUGCAUUAUUGGAUAGUUUUCAAAAAGAUAAAGACAUUUUAGAUCAUGUCAUUGGGUUUUUUAAUCAUACUCACCAACUUGGAUUCAAAGAGACAAAUCAAUUAAUUCAACGAAUAUUAUUUUCAAAACAACAACAACAAUAUCAACCAGAUCAAAUCAAUCGGUUUGUGAAUGUAUAUCUUGUUGGGUGGAUAGGUAAUUCGGCAAGCAACUUGUCAAUUUAUUUACCAUUGGUCAUGAAAAGAAUACUUGGUCAACCAAUCGAUCAAGAUUGUAUCCGUAGCCUUUUAAUCCUCUACAAACAAUCACAUAAAUCAACGAAUCAAUACAUUCAAUAUUUAAUUACACCUAUUAUCCAACUAUACACCAACACUAAAAUAGAUAAUGUCAACGAAAAAACAAAUGUUGCAGAAUUAUUGAGCCUCCUAUUCACAAGAACAGUGGAAUACAAAGGAAUACACCACCAAGAAUCUACUCGACUAUUUCAACAAAUACUCGAUACUUUUACUGCACCACCAACUCCCUCUUCCCUAUAUCCCUUCAAUAUAAUAUAUCAUAACAUAAAGAGAUUAUGUGUAAUUACCGACAUAGUUCAACAAAUAAUAGUUACAAGAGGAAACAUUACAACCGAUCAAAUAUUACAAAUCAUCGAUUUGAUCGUACAAACACUACAACUAAUUCACUCUAAUGAUAAUAAUAGGGAACACUUAUCAGAGAUUGGCCAAUUGAUACAGAUAUUAGUUUCAAUGGACUACCAAUGGAACACCAUUGCAAUGAUAUCAUCCCGUGUGAUUGAUAUGGUCGUAGAUUGGAUCAAUCAAAAUAUGGAGCUCGGGCACAAGUCAUUUCAUUCAACAGUCGAGUUGGUCGUAGAUUUCUAUGAUCAAAUCAAUAUUAUACCACCAAGCAUUACAAUAUCACCAACAACAGAGAAGAUAUCAUAUUCCGAAUGGAUUGAUAGAUUGAUAUUGGUAGAAACGGGUUAUGGUCAUAGUUAUGACGUGGUCACCACUAAAUUAAUACAAUUAAAAAUUAAUUAA